AUGCCAGCUCGAAAACCAGGAGCGUCGACAGGGGCGUUGAAAAGGGCAACUCCUGCCUCGACAAAACCCCACAAACGUCAAUUGUCACAAGUCACUCCCUCGGCAUCGCCUGGGAGCAGGGCUUCGAAGAGAUUGAAGGACUCUGCCGAGAAGGAGCGAAGUCGCGGCAAGGCCACUCCUACGAAAAGCAAGUACUUUCAGGAGCCAGACAGUGAGGAUGACGAGGUUGACGCCAUGGACGACCAGGAUGAGGACGAUGAGUCGGGCUAUGAAGACCAAGCCGCGUCGGAAACCGAUCAGCCCUCAACCGAAGAGCCUGACACAGAAGACGACUACGACUCUGAGGAGGAAAGCAAAAAGAAGAGAAUGCCGAAGAAGAAGGCGGGCAAGAAUCAGGGUGGAAUCGCUGGCGGCAUUCAGGCCGUGGCCAAUGCCGUGCUAGAGAAAGGCAAAGAACUCUGGAGACCUGGAGUGAAGACGGGCUUGGGACCAGGCAAGCAGGUCUUCAUUGAGAAACCGAAACCCAGGGGUGAUGGCGGCAUCAAGUAUGUUGCUGAGAAGAUCCAUCCGAAUACAAUGGUCUUCUUGAAGGAUUUGAAGGAGAAUAAUGACAGAGAAUGGUUGAAGAUGCACGAUGCUGACUAUAGGGUCUCGUGGAAGGACUGGGAAGGCUUUGUAGAAGCCUUGACCGAGCGAAUUGCUGAGAUUGACGAGACGAUCCCUGAGUUACCGCCAAAGGACCUGGUCUUCAGAAUCUAUCGAGACAUCCGAUUCUCCUCUGAUCCGACUCCGUACAAACCUCACUUUUCUGCUGCUUGGUCUCGAACUGGUCGUAAAGGACCUUAUGCAUGUUAUUAUGUACAAAUCCAGCCUGGAGGCAGAAGUUUCGUUGGUUCUGGAUUGUGGAUGCCAGAGUCCCAACCAUUGGCACUGCUGAGAGCGAAUAUCGACCGCAAGCCGAAAAAACUGAGGAGGGUCCUCGCGGAGGCUCAGUUGCGGAAACAGGUUCUGGGUGUCGCGUCGAACGAUGAGAAAAAGGCCAUCAAGGCCUUUGCCGACCAGAACAAGGAAAAUGCGCUGAAAACGAAACCGAAGGGCUACGAAGCAGACAACCCAAAUAUCGAACUCCUUCGGUUGCGCAAUUUCACCCUAGGGAAGAGAAUCCCCGACGAGCAGGUGAUAGGGGAGCAGGGACUGCCCACCAUCCUCGAGUUAAUUCGCGUUAUGGUGCCUUUUGUCACAUACCUCAAUAGUGUCGUAAUGCCAGACGAUGAUGGAACUAGCAACGACGAGGCCACUGACUGA
This is a messenger RNA of Fonsecaea multimorphosa CBS 102226, 1305 nucleotides long. RefSeq lists its product as uncharacterized. The transcript has 8 exons. NCBI's taxonomy places the organism in Eukaryota, Fungi, Ascomycota, Eurotiomycetes, Chaetothyriales, Herpotrichiellaceae. The record is from RefSeq and is a predicted model, not a curated record. Bases 1 to 1305 code for a protein of 434 amino acids.